This is a messenger RNA of Miscanthus lutarioriparius, 444 nucleotides long. The record is from the annotation of a GenBank genome assembly. Lineage: Eukaryota; Viridiplantae; Streptophyta; Magnoliopsida; Poales; Poaceae.
AUGGCUUCGAGUUCCAGGAGCACCGUGUCUUCGCUUCUCUUGGUGGCGCUGCUGCUCUGCUGCAGCGGCAUGAGCAGCGCCGCGCGGUUGCUGGAAGAGGCGCCGCCCAAGGAGGAACACCCACACCCUGCCGUGCCGGAGCUGCCAAAACCCGAGCUGCCGCCGCACCCUACCGACGUCGUGCCGCCUGAGGUGCCCAAUCCCGAGUUGCCACCGCAUCCGGCUGUCCCCGAGCUGCCGAAGCCUGAGGUGCCUCACCCGGUGCCAGAGCAGCCCAAGCCCGAGCUGCCACCGCACCCGGCCGUCCCCGAGCUGCCCAAGCCUGAGGUGGCUCACCCGGUGCCGGAGCAGCCAAGCCCGAGCUGCCACCGCACCCGGCCGUCCCAGAGCUGCCCAAGCCUGAGGUGCCGCACCCAGUGCCGGAGCUGCCCAAGCCCGAAGUGA